ACGCGAGUGGAGGGCGUCACGAAGAGUACAACCGCCGGAUUCGAUGGAGUGCAACAUCUGCUUGGAACCGUUCGACGCGACAGAGCGUCGCCCCAAGGUUCUCCGCUGCGGGCAUUCGUACUGUGUGAAAUGUCUGGGCCGCCUCGCCGACAAGAAGUGCCCUGUUGACAUGAAGGUCUUUGAUGGGGAAGCUGUGGAAUUACCUGACUGUUUCAUCGUACUACAGAACCUGCAAGUGCCGUUGCCUCAGCGCUUCUGGUGCAUCAGCUGCGAGAAAGAGGCAGACGCUGCCUGUGUGGAGGACCACCCCGUGCGCAGCCUGAGGAAGGCCCGCGUCCAGGAGGCAGCGCCGCGCGUGGAGGCCCUGCAGCAGGUCGAGGCCACUCUGGAGGAAAUGGUCGACGCAGUGGACGCCGCGGCCCGGGGCGCGGCCCGCGACCUCUGUGAGACGCUGCGCGGGAAACAGCAGAGGCUGGCUGCCGUGAGAGGCCGCCUGCAGGCAACGCUCGGGGCCGAAGCCGCCACUUGGGAGCAGGCCAAGAAGGACGCGGAGGUGGAAGGUUAGGCUCGUGUACCACACGGCGAAGGAAAUUCCAAAUUUGAGUUCUUUUCUGGUAUUUACUGAGUAUAGUCGUGGGGCAGAUUUCUGCUCAGUCCUGUCGCUUGAGAGUCAUUCCAUAUAAGAUUUACACGGAUCUGGGUCACCUUUGACGAUUUCGACCAAAUUUGGUACGAAGGUAGCCCUAGUGGUCAGGAACAUGCCCACAAAUUUUUAGGUCGAUAUCUCAAGUGGUUUCGUCAGAAUCGGCAUUUUAAUUUUUUACUCUUAAAAAUCUUGUAAUUUCUUCACAAUAGCUCAACAAGGCUAUUUUUUGUCCGAUUUUUAUGCGGUUAAUCUAUUCUGACGUAAAAUGCGAUGAGGAAUCCGAAUCUGCCCUCAGAUUUGGUCUAGCGUGAUUACCAGUGGAGUAAAUUGCGAAAAACAUGAAAAUGAAGCCAUAUUUCACGAGCCUGCGUACCCUAGUAGAAAAUCCAAAUCUGCACUUCCGACCAAGCUAAAUUGUAGUUCAGUUUAUGGGCUUUCCAUAUAUGUAUUCAAAAAUAGUGGGUGUGGCCCUCCCUUAGGAGCUGUAGGCCGCAACAAACAACUCUGCACUCAAAUUUUAGCUAAGCAAAAUACACAUUUUUGAGCUUCAUAGCUCAGGGUGAUGAGCUACACGCAUGCCGCUUAUACCAUUCGAAAGGGAAUUUUAAGACGAAUCCAACGGUACCAAUAUGAGCCCGAUCGGGUAAGUGGAUGCCAAACUUCGCAAAAAUGCCGCUAAAACUCAAAAUUUGCAAUACAAGUUUUUCCAAUUAAGAAAAUAAGUAAACGGCAGCAUUUUAACUUGUCAAAUGUGUACUCACUUACUCAAAAUUUUAUAAGCUUUCGAUUGGUAUAUAGAAAAAGUUGGGUUUCGGCCUCUAAACACAAGAAUUCUCAAUUUUACUGAACCUGUGCGCGCGAAUCGGCUGAGACGCCCCGUGAAGGUAGGCAGCCAAUCCGGCGAGCAGUCUUUCCGUCUCUCUUGGGAUGUCUAGCUGUACCCGUACUAUCCCUCGCCCUACCCCCCCCCUCUCCCGCAACCUGCCCUGAUGGAAUUGGCCAAAAUAGGUGUCAAUCCACUCAGGAUGACCCCCUGAGUGGCUCUGCAAUUUUUUUUAGCAACUCCAAACCGUUCAGAUUCUAUAGCGAUUUGAAACUUUUGUCAACUUUGAAUGUCGCAUUCCUUGGCUACUUGGCAUUUGUAAUGAGAAAGGGACCAGCCAGGUUUCAUUGGCUUACCUACAAACUAUUGUUUCCAUAUAAGCAAUAAAAUUAGGAAAAAGAUGAAAAACUUGGAAAUAUUUAAAAAAAAAUGAUUAAAACUUCACAAAAAUAGAGCUUGCUAGAAUAGGUGGUCCUUCCAUAUUGGUGAUACUUGGCUCAGAGCUCACCUACCCUUAGUCGAACAAGCCCACAAAAUUUCAGGUCUGGCCCAGCUUUUAAGCUGUUGAUCGGUCCACAUUUGUUACUUUAAGACCUAAUAAUGGUAUCGUAAUUUGAACUGAGAUGGUUGGAGUGACCGUUCAGGUUUUACAGCGAUGUGAAACUUUUGUCAACUUUGAAUGUCACAUUCCGUGGCCAUUUGACAUGUGUAGUCAGAAAGGGUCCAGCCAGGUUUCAUUGGCUUCCCUGUAGACUUUUGUAUUCAUAUAAGUAACAAUAUUUGGAAAACGAUGAAAAACUUGGAAUUACUAAGAAAAAACUGAUGAAAACUUCACAAAAAUAGAGCUUGCAAAUAAAGGCGGUCCUUUGAUUUUGACGAUACUUGGUUCAGAACUCAUCUCCUAAGUCGAACAAGGCCACAAAAUUUCUACUCUGUCCCAGCUUUCUAACAAUUGAUCGGUCCACAUUUUAUACCUUAAGACCUCAUUUUGGUAUCGUAACUUGAACGGCAUGAGCCAAGAGUGUUCGUAUUAAAUCUAAGAAUCACUUUUGAGCUGGAAUCUUUGUGUUGAAAUCUUGAUAAGGUUUUAAAAUGAAGCAAGGAGAAUACUUAGUCUGGAAAGCCGAUGCAGACUGAAAUGAUAAUCGCGGUUUCUCGAAAACGGCUUGGCCACAAAAUUUCAUACUUGGUAGAGAGACUGGCAAUAGACCGGGCCCGCCCCCGGUGCGGUCAAAUCCGGCCCGACAUUGCCUGUUUGCCUACUGGCGUGAUCGGCUUGAAAAACGGAGACCGCCGUAUCUCGGCUCCUGAGCACGAUAUCGAAAAUCGGGCUUUGUAGCGUUGUAGUCCAACUCGUUCCCUGCCGCCUUCUCCAAAUUUCAAGUCAAAACCUUGAACGGUGUGGCCGUAGUUUACUAAACGCCGAGACGAAAAAUGCGAAAUGUGACCACGUCGCCUGUGGGUCGAGGGGAUCCCCACCAGGUGACUCUCUACGUGUCUGGCUCAGGGAAAUACUCCCAGUGUUUCUUUCGGAUUUAAGACUCCGAAACGAAACCGGUUGCAGUUUACUUUUUGACACCCGAACAUUUCAAUUAAAACGAAUAUUUCGAAGUUUUACGUAUGGUGCCAAUUACGGAACAGUCUGGUAAAAUUUACCAGGAUUAUUAACCAGACACCUGGUAAAUGUCACAACACCCGAUCUGGUUACUGCAACUGAUCAUCUGGUGAGAGUUACUAGGAUUCUCGUAUGAGUAACUAGUACUCGUUUAACUAGGAUUGGUCUGGUACUUUUAACCAGACUUUUUUCUCAGUGUAGUUCCCUUUGUUUGGCGAUGGCAAUAUACCUGCUCGAGGGUUCGAGCCAGGCACGUGGCCCCGCCUGCCCAUCCCAACCCAGCCCCAUUCAGGCCAGGCCAUCAGAUCCAGAUCUAAUAUGGAAUGACCCUUGAUACACUCUCAGCACGUUACUGACUUUUGCUUAUUUUGUCAGUACUUAUGGAAGUAAUUAGUGCAACAAUAAUACGUACUUUUCCUUUUAUGAAGAACUACUUAGGAAAUAUUAAACAAGUUACUGAAGAUUUGGUUUUGUACAUAAUUUUACUUUGGGAAUAAGUCAUGAUUUCUUAGGAAAUACUUAGUAUUAUUGUUGCUUAUAAGGGAGGGUGGGGCAGUUUGAUACAAACGCCAAUAUUAAAGCAAUGAGGGCUGCCGAAGGAAAUGUGAGUGUGCACGAUCUUCUAUUUUCAUGAUCUUACUGAUUUGCGAUCGACACGGUCGUCAACGGUGCACCUUAGUGGCCUUGAAAAAAAGGUGAAACUUCGGUACCAUUGAAAUUGGCCUAAACUUAAAUUGGUAAGUCGCGGGAGUUUCCGUCUGGGUUGCGCUAGGAAGCAAUCAUCUCACGCACACUUAAUUCAUCUUUUAGUACCAUAUUAGGCAAACGUAAUGCACUCUCGGACACUGACGUAGCCCUCACCAAGUCCGGCGGGGAGCAGCACAACUGGAAUGGUGCCCUCUGGGGCAGUUUGAAACAGAUGUGGAUGGGGCAGUUAGAAACACAACAAUAUCACUAGAAAAACGUUUCAUGUUUUGGAAAGCGAGCAUAAUGAUGAAAGUUAGUAAUUCCAGAUCACAUCAAUGGAGACGUUGUAUGUUUGACCCGUGACUUGCAUCAAUCAAAAUGCAACAUUUAUGGACUGUUGCAUGUUGUAAACUUUGCGGGCCGAAAAAAGCCUUUAUUUCAACUCAAAAACAGUAAUGUGUGUUAACAACUUUUGUUCGUCUCUCUGAGACGAAUCCAUUGCCGUACGUAUUUUCAAAAAAUUCGCAUUUUGAAAAAUAUGCGUUUUUGGCUUUUAAAUUGAUCCAGGAAG
This is a messenger RNA of Thrips palmi, 4342 nucleotides long. Its product is annotated as E3 ubiquitin-protein ligase TRIM50-like. Gene Ontology annotation, biological process: protein ubiquitination. Bases 44 to 565 code for a protein of 173 amino acids. The record is from RefSeq and is a predicted model, not a curated record. NCBI's taxonomy places the organism in Eukaryota, Metazoa, Arthropoda, Insecta, Thysanoptera, Thripidae. Gene Ontology annotation, molecular function: ubiquitin protein ligase activity. The transcript is spliced from 4 exons.